Molecule: messenger RNA, 378 nt
Organism: Chrysochloris asiatica (Cape golden mole)
Lineage: Eukaryota; Metazoa; Chordata; Mammalia; Afrosoricida; Chrysochloridae
Gene: ANAPC15
Product: anaphase promoting complex subunit 15
Exons: 4
Coding region: 1-378 (125 amino acids)
Biological process (GO): regulation of mitotic cell cycle spindle assembly checkpoint
Cellular component (GO): anaphase-promoting complex
Source: RefSeq, a predicted model, not a curated record
AUGUCUACUUUGUUUCCCUCACUCUUUCCUCGUGUGACGGAGACACUUUGGUUUAAUUUGGAUCGACCCUGUGUGGAGGAGACAGAACUGCAACAGCAGGAACAGCAGCAUCAGGCAUGGCUCCAGAGCAUUGCAGAAAAAGACAACAACCUGGUACCAAUUGGCAAGCCAGCCUCAGAGCACUAUGAUGAGGAAGAGGAGGAAGAUGAUGAAGAUGAUGAAGAUAGUGAGGAGGACUCAGAGGAUGAUGAGGAUAUGCAGGAUAUGGAUGAAAUGAAUGACUACAAUGAAUCACCUGAUGAUGGAGAGGUCAAUGAGCCUCCUCUUCAGGUGGACAUGGAAGGCAACGAACAGGAUCAGGACCAGUGGAUGAUCUAG